AUGGAGGGCUUUGAUACGAUGGCGGUACCGCCGUAUCUGGCUAGCCCGUUAUCAUUGGGGAACUUACAGGGUGCGGACUAUUUAAACGCGAUGUCCAGUCUGGACAUGCCGGACCAUCGGUCCAACUUCGACACGGAGACAUUUGUGAGCGAUGACCUCGCAUUCGCCCCUCCCGGUCUGUCGCAUCAACUACGGCCCUUUCCUUCAGUGUACGAUGACCCUUUCAACGAGAUGGUGGCACCCUUUGAAGCCGCGCCUCAGGAACAACCCCAGGACUCGUCAAUCGACCACAACAACAAAUUGCUGAGUUUCUCAAUGCCCGUAUAUCACUAUACGCUUCUCGACUACUCCGUGCGCCGGGCCUCGCUAUCGGUGUCGGCGCAGUUACAUGGAAUGUUCUUUCUGGCCGAAUCACCCUAUACAACAUCCCCGUCGGAAAACGCCCCGCCGCAGCAAGGCGCCGAGUUGACGUGCUACCGUCGCAAUCUGUUUCAGAUCACCGGGUCAGUUACCUUGCCGCGCGGGCUGCGCUACAUUAUGACCGACCAGGGCCGUAUCCCGAUCCUCGCCCAGGAACUUACCGUGUCAGCGACUGAAUCAGUGGAGGGUAACUCGGUCAAGAUUAUCUCAGUGCCUUGGAAGACCCCCUCGGCCGCCGCCGCCAACUCGGGCAUUGGGCCCGAGGAGAACAACCCGGGUACCGGCGCCAAGAUUGAGAAGGAACCGCCCCCGAUUCCCCUCGACAUCAUGGCCGGUCAAGAUUUGGACUCCGACUAUGCGACGUUCCCGAUUGCCUGGAAACGCCUGCAGUUCCGAGUCGCGACGGCCAACAAUGGCCGCCGCAAGGAACUCCAGCAGCAUUUCGUCGUUCGGCUCAAGGUGGUGGCCACCUUGUCCACCGGGGCGAAGAUCCCCAUCUCGGAGGUCCAGUCGGGUCCCGUUAUUGUCCGUGGCCGCAGCCCACGCAACUUCCAGUCCCGCAAGGAUCUACCUCUCAGCGGCAGUGCCGCUGCCUCCCGAAAGAAUGCCCAAGCCAGCUCGGCCAGCGCCCUGAAUCGCACACCCACCAGCGAGUCCAUCGGCCGUCGCGCCAGUGUGACCCCGGCCAAAGCGAAGCCAGCCGCGCAAAGUAGCUCUCCGGAGACCGCCUCAGUUCCCCCGUCCAAUAUGAUGCAGACUCAAGCGACCCCGGAUUGGACGCCCAUCCCCCAAUCGACCUCAAACAACGUCAUAUCCCAUUCCCAGUCCAUGUUCCCUCACUCGAGCCCGGAGCAACUUUCCCAAGCAACCGACUCCCAACGGCGCGUGAGUUCCACUGCCGCUGCGCCAAUCAAUUUGUCCCUGCUAGAUGAGGAAGACGGCGGAAAUGCCCUCCAUUUCGACCAGAAGAUGGUCUCCCCCUUUACCGCUGAGCUGCCACAGCAGCGAACCCUCGGCCUCGACCAACCCGCGCCCCCCUCCAAGAUGCGCAAGCUGUCUCAUGCCGUUUCCCAGACACCAUCACGGAGCGUGGCUUCCUCCAUGCCACUCUUGGAAACUGCCAAUAUUCCCCAGCCUUACGCCUCAGGGCUCCCCUUCUCCAACGAAAGUACAGAUCUACUCUACGAGUAUUUCCCUCUGGGCCUGGAUGACUGGCAAGCCCCCGUGGACGCGGUCUAUCGCCCGCAUGUGGUGCAUCACACUAAUACGCCAGAGAUGAAAUUUGUGGCCUCGCGGGGUCGCAGCAAACGGUACUUUGCUGCUGAAGAUGUGUUUUAA
Messenger RNA from Penicillium olsonii, 1758 nucleotides. The record is from the annotation of a GenBank genome assembly. Lineage: Eukaryota; Fungi; Ascomycota; Eurotiomycetes; Eurotiales; Aspergillaceae.